AUGACAGAGAUAAUACUAGAUGAACCAUUAUCACCAGCUCACAACUCAUUUUUAGAUGAAGAAGAUGACGAAUCACACAAGUGCAGAAGAUGUGAUUUACCGAUAUCUGAGGGACACGCUUAUGAAUUAGGUGGUGAUAGAUGGCACAUGUACUGCUUCAGUUGCUCAAAGUGUUCAAAGUUAUUAGGCACAAGCUCAAAUUUCUUGGUUUUGGGUACUGGUGAUCUGAUAUGUUCUGAAUGUUCUUAUGCUUGUAACGCCUGUGGUAAAAAGAUUGAUGAUUUGGCUAUUUUGACUGGUGAACAAGCUUAUUGCUCUUCAUGUUUCUGCUGUCGUAAUUGUAAGAAAAGAAUUGAAGAUUUAAGAUAUGCAAGAACUUCAAAAGGGUUAUUUUGUAUGAGUUGUCAUGAAAAAUUGUUGGAAAAGAAGAGAAGACAUGAU
Hansenula anomala is the source of this 441-nucleotide messenger RNA. RefSeq lists its product as uncharacterized. Gene Ontology annotation, cellular component: Z disc; nucleus. The record is from RefSeq and is a predicted model, not a curated record. Gene Ontology annotation, molecular function: transcription coregulator activity. The transcript has a single exon. NCBI's taxonomy places the organism in Eukaryota, Fungi, Ascomycota, Saccharomycetes, Phaffomycetales, Wickerhamomycetaceae. The annotation marks the transcript as partial.